AUCAUAAUCAUCAUGCUAUCCAUGGCCAUAGCCACAAGCCCGUCGUUGUCGUGGCGUCGUCAUUGUCGCAUCGAAGCCGAGGAGAAUCGCGUUCGAUAUUACUUUAGUUUGGAACUCCGAUUCAGACAGAAGUAACGUAUCGUUCCACAGGCGCACACGCCACUCGCUCUUCUGCAAGAUAGAAACAAACAUUUUCAUUUGGUAUAGACUUUUUUCCUUCUUUCUGAGUACAAAUAGUCGCGUGGCGUCCGCGGCGGCCGUAUAAAUACGGAAAACUCCCCACACGUGCAUUCAGUGUCAGUCGGCAGUGGCAGUUGACUAUUGAAUUUCAUUGCAUUCAAAACAACGGAAACGUAUCUUAAUUAAACCAAUUUCAAUUUCAAUACGAACUAAGCUUUAUAGACCACGCCGCAGAUAGAUUUCGUAAAGGUUGAAGCAGAAAUGUCAUCGAUCAGUGAUCGUACAUUGACGGCAGUGUUUGUGGUUCUUGUGAUUUUCACUUUUGCACAAUGCAGACCACAACAGCAGGCGUAUCUUCCUCCUUCAUCUGGGCAGCAGCAGCAACACCAGCAACAGCACCAUAAUGCUCAAACAUUCUAUGUCCCACCAGCGGGACAACAACAGCUGCCAUAUUUAACAUCAUCUUCAAACCAACAGCAGCAGCAGCAGCGGCUUACCGAACCACCAAUCCAACUGCAAAUCCCGAUUCCCAACGAUGGCGUGCAGGAGAAGAAAAUCUACGUCCAGCUGCCUCCACAGCAGCCGCAACAGUAUCCCCCACAGCCCCAGUACCGCUAUCCUCCGAGGAAGCAUUAUAAAAUCAUUUUAGUCCGAAGCCCGUCGCCACCAACACCUCCUCCAGCUCCAGUGCUGCCCGAAAUCGAGGAACAAACUUUGGUGUAUGUUUUGGUGAAGAAACCGGAUACUCCCAGCGUCGCUGAGCUGCAGCAACACCAACAGCAAUCCUUUAAACUAAACAAACCGGAAGUGUAUUUCAUUAAGUACAAGGCUAAUGAGCAGGGUGCUGAAGAUGGUUCAGUAGGCAAUGGUAGCAGUGGCAGCAGCAUUGGCAGUGGCAAUGGAAGUGGAAGUGGAAGCAGCAACUCACCUGAAGCGAUAUCAAAAUCCAUCGAGCAUCAACUGAGCAAUAAUUUAGAAGGCGCCAGCAGUGGUAGUUUUGUUGGAGGUGGUGGUUACUCAUACGAUGGGUCCAGGAAACGAGAGGCUAAGAAUCUCGACCAUCAUCAUCAUCAGGACAGCCAAGUUGCAGUCAGUAUCGGAGGUGGCAGCGGCAACAAGGAGGACGAGGCAAAUAAAGUAACGAACGAUGUGAACCAGAAGAAGUAGUAUCUAUUGCAGCAGUUAUAUAGACAUAGGCUUUUAUACAGUUAUAAGUUGUACUCGUACAAAACACAAAAAUAAACAUCGAUUGGUGUGCGGUUCUAGUCAAGUUCGUUUCGCGCCAAUCUUUUCCUUAAAAAAUCAAAAAAUAACGUAUCGGAAAAUGGGCAAUUGGGUAUUGGGAAAGACGUGAGUUUGAUUUUGACCUCUGAAACUUUUUAAUAAAUUUUCGAGUUUCUUUAAUUUUUAUGUUUUUAGCUCCUUAGUAAUGUGUGAGAUAUAUUUUUGUAUCUUAAUUAUUUUAAUUAGUGUUAAAAAUAAAUUUGAUCUAAGUUUUU
Messenger RNA from Eupeodes corollae, 1679 nucleotides. Its product is annotated as activating signal cointegrator 1 complex subunit 2 homolog. NCBI's taxonomy places the organism in Eukaryota, Metazoa, Arthropoda, Insecta, Diptera, Syrphidae. Bases 442 to 1347 code for a protein of 301 amino acids. The transcript has a single exon. The record is from RefSeq and is a predicted model, not a curated record.